This is a messenger RNA of Gordionus sp. m RMFG-2023, 1169 nucleotides long. Its product is annotated as ADP-ribosylation factor 1. Gene Ontology annotation, molecular function: GTP binding; GTPase activity. Gene Ontology annotation, biological process: intracellular protein transport; vesicle-mediated transport. The coding region runs from base 130 to 678 and encodes 182 amino acids. NCBI's taxonomy places the organism in Eukaryota, Metazoa, Nematomorpha, Gordioida, Chordodea, Parachordodidae. The record is from RefSeq and is a predicted model, not a curated record. Gene Ontology annotation, cellular component: plasma membrane; cytoplasm. The transcript has 5 exons.
AAAAUGGAUAUAACAAUAAGCCAUUAUAAUAUGUUUUAAAUUUUAAAUCAAAUUUUAAUAUCUAAACGUGUCGUAUUUUUCGCCAUAUUACGCAUUGUGUUUCUUUUCAGAAUUCUAAGCUAAUACAACAUGGGCAACAUAUUUGCCAAUUUAUUAAAAAGUCUUUUUGGGAAAAAGGAGAUGAGGAUAUUGAUGGUAGGACUUGAUGCAGCAGGGAAAACUACAAUUUUAUAUAAAUUAAAGCUUGGUGAAAUUGUCACCACUAUACCAACUAUAGGCUUUAAUGUUGAAACUGUAGAAUAUAAAAACAUAAGUUUUACUGUAUGGGAUGUUGGAGGUCAAGAUAAAAUUAGACCUUUGUGGAGACAUUAUUUUCAAAAUACACAAGGGUUAAUAUUUGUUGUUGAUAGUAAUGAUAGAGAGAGAAUUGGAGAAGCUAGAGAAGAACUCAUGCGUAUGUUAGCAGAAGAUGAAUUGAGAGAUGCCGUUUUGCUCAUUUUUGCAAAUAAACAGGACUUACCUAAUGCUAUGAAUGCUGCAGAAAUAACUGAUAAAUUAGGAUUACACUCUCUUCGUCAAAGAAACUGGUACAUACAAGCUACUUGUGCCACUACAGGAGAUGGCUUAUAUGAAGGCUUAGAUUGGUUGUCCAACCAACUUAAGAACCAAAAAAACUAACCAAUUUUUUGUGAAUAUUUAUUUAUCAAAGUUACCUAUUAUUUAUGGGAGGAAAUUUCUGAGUUUGUGUGAAAGUUACUUGUGUAUGAUUAUAUAUAAUUUUAUUAUUAUUUUAUUUCAUGAGACAUUACAGUUUUAUACUUUAUUACCUAUACAUUUUAAAUAUCUUUUUAAUAGAAAAGUUUAAUAUGAUAUUUAUAUUUAUAAUAUCAAAAUAAUUUUGCUCUUUCAUUAUAUACAGAUACAGCACUAAGUAUUUACAAUGUCAACAUCCCAAUCCUAAUUUUUUCUAAAUAUAGCAAUUAUUUUUUAAUUUAUGCUACCAUGACUAAACUAACACUCAAAAAUAUAUGACAUUGAUAAUAUCAAUGAUUUUUAUAUUUUCCCAUUUAUUAUAUUAUAUUUAUUUACUCUAUUUAAAAACUUAUGAUGUUGAAAUGGGCUUGAUAAGAUAUUAUUAAUAAAUGAAAUGAUGUGUUUGUUUUUUGGUA